This is a messenger RNA of Musca domestica (house fly), 842 nucleotides long. RefSeq lists its product as uncharacterized. The record is from RefSeq and is a predicted model, not a curated record. NCBI's taxonomy places the organism in Eukaryota, Metazoa, Arthropoda, Insecta, Diptera, Muscidae. The transcript has 2 exons. The coding region runs from base 82 to 564 and encodes 160 amino acids.
CACAGAACUUUGAUUAGAAUACAUCGUCAAACAAACAACAACGUAGUAGAUCGAGAGCAGAUUUAUUUUGUGCUUUUGAAGAUGGUCGCAAAGAAGCUAAUAUUCGCUUUAUUCGUAGGUAUUUUAUGUUCGGUUUACGCCCGGUCUGUUUCCGUUAUUGGGGAUGUACACAUUGUGGCCGAAAAUGAUAACUUCCAAUGUGAUCAGUUAAGAUGUCCCCUGGAUGCCGAACGGUGCUUGGUGACCAAAGAAAAUGACCCCAAAGAUCCAUCGAUUUUAGUACGUACGAACAUAUGCUACUCGAAGAAUGGCGUUGAACUUGACAAAUUAUCGACGAGACAAACCGUGGAUCCAAAUAGUCAAAUAAAAGUGCGCAUUGAAGGUUAUCGCAACGGUCUGGUCAGUUCAAUUAAUAUUGGAAAUUCCGUAACUUCCAACGAUUUCGACUCGGAAGAAUUUGAAGCCGAAAUGGAAAAAUUUAAUCACGAUCUCAACAAAGGAAUGGAGGAAUUGAAUAAAGGUCUGAAUCAAAUGAGUUAUAAUUUGGCUCAUAUGUUCGAUUAAUUGCGGUUGUAGAUCGAGAAAAACUACCCAAUUUCAUAAUUAAAUUUAAACAUGUGAAAGACAUAAAAAAACUUUCUCCACUUUUAAGGUCUGAAAAAUAUUUUAGAUACUAGCUGAUUCCGUUUCGCUUAUUUUAACUUCGUCCUUCUAUGCUAACGCGUUGAAACUUUUAAAUUGACAAUAUUCUUUAUUUUAUUGUGUAAUGGGUUAAUAUUGGGCACAUUUCUUCAGAAACAUUUUUAAUAAACUUACUAACUGGCGACUUUGAUUUGAUUUAA